AUGUCAUUAGCAACUUUAUUUUACGAGUUAUUUCCACAAGAAUUUCGACUUCAUUUCGACUUACCAUUAUGCUCUGAGUUUGUGCCACCAGAAGUAUUGCCACAGAUGUUCGUAGGCCUCUAUAUCUCCUCUUGUCAUUCUUUGGGACAUUCUAUUAACGAACAUUUCAACAAGAAGCUAUAUAAAAGUCUGAAAACUAAUCCCAAGCUCAUAGAUUUUACAGAAUUCUCAUUAGACAAGAAAAUGGCGAGCGCAUUGUUCUUAUCUCUCGAACUUACUCAGAAUAUCAAAGCCGUAAAGGUUUCAGAGUCGAAACAUUACCAAUUAUUCCCAUCAUUGAUUAAACUUGUUAAAGCUAAUCGUGAUUUGGAAGAAAUAACUUUCGUAGAUGUAGAAAAAGUCCAAGGCUUCAAACAAUUCUUAGAAGCAAUUGUCGGUUCAUCGAUCAUAUCAUUAAACUUCCACCGAUUCGCUUUUACAGAAGAAAUGUUCGGAUAUCUUCUUUAUUCGAACCAAUCUAACAUGAUACAGAACAUUACGUUCAAUGAAUGUGGUCUUGUUGAAAACAGAAUUACGUUGUUCAUGAAACUCUUUGACAGAUUCGAACAACUCACUUCUUUGUCAAUUUCUCAUGAUUUUAAUUGUAUAACUCCUUCAUCUUUGUUUUCCAUGAAAGAUUUCAUUGUUUCUACAGAACUUACGCAUCUACAGCUCAGUAACUGUAACAUAAACUUGUGUGACUUCUUUACUAUAAUCAGUGGACAAUCCACAUCAUUACAAGACAUUGAUUUGUCAUUGAAUGUUUUCACAUGGAAAAAAGAUGUUGAAUUCGAAUUACCUGCCACAAUUGAAAAGAUUAAUUUAUCACAAGUCGGUUGGGAUGUUGAUGCUUUAUUGUAUUUGUUGACUUCCGUUGAUUUCAAGCGAUCAGCACUUGUUGAUUUAAGUAAUAUGACUGUUUUAGACAACAAAUACGAGAGAUUGUUUAAUUUGUUGGAAGCAUCAUCUCCUUCUGAAUCUCCUCCACAGAGUAUUGUAUGGAGUAAUAAUAGAUUGGAUGCGAGAUUUGCAAUGUUCUUGAGUCGUAUACAUGGAUUGAAAUUACUCGAUUUGUCAUAUCCGAAAUACGAUGAUGACAAAAUGGUUUCUAUAUUGAAUAGUUUAGUUGUUUUGUUCCAAAAUACAACGAUUUCUAAUUUCGUUUUGACUGGAUCAAAGAAGAGACCAAAUGGUCCAUUGAUAUGCGAAUUGCUGCCUGUUAUUCAGUUGAAAGAAUAUGUUCUAAGUAUCGAUGUAAGUAGUAACAACAUCGGUAACCAAGGAAUUGAAGUUUUAUCGAGAUUCAUUGAGAAUUCUCCACAACUGAAAGAAAUCAAAUUCGAUGGACAACAACCAACGCAAACACAGCCUUAUAUGAACUUGAUGAAAUCACUAAAGAAACAUCCAAAGAUACUAGAUGUUCCUCAACCUGUUUCUGACUUCCAAGCACUGGUUAACUUGUUCCCACAACAGAAGGAAUCACUAAAGAGUGCAUGGAAUGAUGUCGUCAUUCAUUUGAACUCAAAUAGAGAUGACUUGGAUGAAACAUUAGACAAUGUUGCAAUAACAAGUUUCGUGGAACCUUCUCCAAAUAUAAACGAUGUAAACUCUACUCCUGUUGAAGAAGAACUUCAAGCAAGUUGGAGUGUUACACUGAAUUUGCCAGUUACAAUUGGUGACAAAGAAUGGGAUGCAAUGUGUAAGAAAUACGACAUUGUAGCAAUGACAUCAAUCAAAGCUGAAUAA
This is a messenger RNA of Trichomonas vaginalis G3, 1785 nucleotides long. Its product is annotated as leucine-rich repeat, isoform f-related family. The record is from RefSeq and is a predicted model, not a curated record. Gene Ontology annotation, biological process: regulation of Arp2/3 complex-mediated actin nucleation; cell migration. The coding region runs from base 1 to 1785 and encodes 594 amino acids. The transcript has a single exon. Gene Ontology annotation, cellular component: plasma membrane; lamellipodium. NCBI's taxonomy places the organism in Eukaryota, Parabasalia, Trichomonadida, Trichomonadidae.